AUGUCUGAUGUCAAGCACAACUCCAUGUCUGAACCUCGUCCUGCUGAUGAAGAAGCAGUGAAAGUUUUCAGAAGCAUCAAGGACGAUGUCUUGAAGGAGAUUCACCGUCUUAACCGUGAGGACGCUCGCCAUGGCCUUCACGAGAUGGACAAGCUCAAGCACAUCACUGAGUACACUCCUACUCUUUAUGCCACAGAGGAUGUUGCUUUUGGCCGCACCUACUUUGCCAAGAUCCAUCUCGGUGAUGGCAAGUACGUCCAUGCUCGUGCCCACAAGAAUCAUAAUGGAGAGAUCAAGUUCUAUUCUCUCUUGACCACCCCAGAGUGCGCUGUUUGGGAUGAGGACACUCCUCUUGAGUACUUCAUCGACUAA
Molecule: messenger RNA, 372 nt
Organism: Lobosporangium transversale
Lineage: Eukaryota; Fungi; Mortierellomycota; Mortierellomycetes; Mortierellales; Mortierellaceae
Exons: 5
Coding region: 1-372 (123 amino acids)
Source: RefSeq, a predicted model, not a curated record